Nasonia vitripennis (jewel wasp) is the source of this 3686-nucleotide messenger RNA. RefSeq lists its product as uncharacterized. The transcript is spliced from 8 exons. The record is from RefSeq and is a predicted model, not a curated record. Lineage: Eukaryota; Metazoa; Arthropoda; Insecta; Hymenoptera; Pteromalidae. Gene Ontology annotation, molecular function: selenium binding. Gene Ontology annotation, biological process: selenium compound metabolic process. Bases 1387 to 3606 code for a protein of 739 amino acids. Gene Ontology annotation, cellular component: extracellular region.
GCUAUGCAAUCAAUCGAUCAUCGAAAAUUAUUUUUCAAUUGAGAUCGUUAGGCAAAUUGCUUUGUUGAAUUAUAGCUUUCGAGUCGCGGUUUAGAUUGUGUGCUUUUCAAGUUCAAUAAAUGAUCCGUCGAUAUGCACCUCGAGUUCGCUCGUGCGUGUAUUCAGUGGAAAUAAAUAAUAAAGUCUCUCGGAGAAAAGUUUUAUAUUCUCGCUUUUAUCGCUGCGCGAUCAGUCUGGCUUUUUGUACGUUUGUUUUAUAAAAAGCGAGAGCAUCGCUAUAUCGAUCGAUUAUAUUUGCAAAAACAUGUUUGCUCCACACGCUCGAACGACGUUUGAUAAAAUUUUAAUAUGAUGUUACUGAGGCCCAAUAAAAUAUUCGCGGUGAAUUUUGAAAAUUAAUCCUUGCAUUCGUUCGGUAUAUACCCGGUUAUCCCCCCUAUUAAUUAUAUCUUUUUCCCUAUUCCUUAUCUGCACUUCUCGGUAUAAGUGUCUUAUAAUCGUUUCAUGUCAGAAAUUCCCAAGCCAGAUGGAUCCUUAGAUAGAUAUACGCAUUUAUUUUGUGUCUCGCUUUCAACGUAUACCAGUCGACUAAAAAUUGCGUAUAGUCUCAUUUGCUGUACGUAUUUUUUACUGUAAUCCAACGCUCCAGUAAACACCCAAGGGUACACACAAUCGUGAUCGAAGUUACCGAAAAGUCAUUAAAAGUUGAGACAUUUGAAAAUAAAUUUUAGCAAACAAUCGUCCGCUCUGAAAACUGGCCCAUUAAACAAUCGGCCGCUGAAUAUAUACAAUACCGAGAAAGCCGACGACCCAAGGGACAAAAAUCAAUCUGACGAGAAGACGCGCGUGUAUAAUGUAGUUGCAGGGCAAGUACAGCGAACCUUUUGCGAUAAAAAGCGCGCGAAGCUCGGUGUCCUUGGACUAGGCGCGCAUUCGCGCGACCGGACGCCAGCGUGCACAUAUUCGAGACAUUUUCUUAUACGUUUAUAGGCGCAUCUCGGCGCACGACCGUACACGAGUCUCGAUUCCGAUCUGACAAUGUUCGCGGUGUAGACGAGAUGGUUUAUGCAUCGCGAUGCAUUUUUACGACCGAGUGAAAUUUUAAUCGGUUCAAGUACGUGCACGAAUCAUAACUAUUUCCAAACGUCAACGUUUAAGAAUGCAGGGAGCGCUUAAUUAACGUCGACGUAACACGAGCCAUCGAGUGGAAGGCUCGUCAGUUCUGCGUUUCCUCUUAUUGCAUCUCUCUUGAUAAAAUCCUGUCCCUAUGAUGUAAAUCAUGUGUGUCUGUUCUGAAGUAUACUCACGUGUACAUCUGCGCGUCAAGAUAAGACAUCCGUAGCGUCGAAACUUUCUUUAAAUUUUAAUUUGGCUGUACUGUUGAAAAUGAGAUUGAUCAUUUUCUUAUUGACGGCCUUGUGGUACGACUCGUCUAGUUUUGGCCAUGUGCAAGCUGAGCCCAAAAGUAGCAACACUCGUCUCAUACCAAAAAGAUUCAACAGCAGGCUGUGGAAGCGCCAGGACGACCUUGGCUACCUCGAGCAAUGCAGUAUCUUACAGUUCUGGGAUAAGCAAAUCGGCCGCGUCAACGUCCUCGCCUUUUUCGAUUCAUCCUGGCAGUUCAGCCACCGACAGGCUGCCAUGCUGAAAGUAUUGAGGGAACGUUUCGAUAAGACGGGCUUUGACAACAUUCAAUUCUUCGCGAUAAACGCUUCGCCCGACGAGUCCCAGUAUAUCGACAGGGCUGAAGUCGAGGUGGAGGAGGAAACGUGGAAACAGAUCUCGCCGAGUGAAGCCGAGGGUCGACCGCCUGUCGUCGUAUCGCCCGAAGCGUUGAUCGAAGCUCUUGGCCCUGACGUCUACUUCAUCCAGGACAACGACGAGCUCCAGAUCUGGUCCAAGCUCAGAGCUUUUCGAGACCAGAUUCUCGUUAUUGAUCGUUGUGGACGAUUGACCUAUCAAGUGAUCGUUCCUUGGAGCAUUUUGCAUUUUCCUUAUGUGAAAGCGGCUAUCCUGUCAACUUACAAGGACGAACCCUGCGGAUACUGCCAGUUUAAGGAAACAGUUUUUGAUACAACUUCGACUGAUAAUAAAGAUGCGCAGUCAUCGUCCAAAUUGGUUGAGCAAACCGAAGACAACGAUAAUCCAUCUACUUUGUCGCAAGAAACAACGACGGUAAUUUAUGAAGCUGAGAGCUACGAUACCACUUUGACUGUAGACGAAUCGUCUUCUCCGAUCGUUCAGACCGAGCAUGAAGUCACAUCUUUAUCGACCAGUGAUAGAAAUGACGGAAAUGAGACCUCUUCGGUAUCACAAGAAUCAGAGGACCUACAAAUGGAGACUGACGAUGGUCAAGCGCCAUCGACGAUUUACCAAGAAUCAUCGACAUUAAGCGAUCUGGUAGAAAAUAGCGAAUCAUCAUCGAAAGCGCGAGAAUCGACCACAGACAUUUCGCAAAUUAACGACGGCGAAGAACAAUCGACGUAUUUUCACGAUUCUUCAACCCCAAGUUACCCGGACGAAAGUAACAAUACCGAGUCAAUUUCUGAGGAUCAAUCAACCCCAAACAUUCAGACUGAAGCGGAUUCAACAUUUGAUACUAGUACCUAUUUGUACAGUCCAACAUUGCCGGACUCCAAUGAAAAUGAAUCUGCGAACUCUACGGAUAACAAAGAUGCAGAGGAUUAUUAUAAUUCUACUCCUGAUAAAGAGUUUGAAUACACGACAGAAAAUGUUGAAACGCCUGCUACCGACGAGGCAUUGAUUACUGAUACAACAGAUGGAUUAGAAUUUAACAAUGCGACUGAUCAACUGAUUUCGGAGGUAGAAGUCCAAACUACGACUGAUAUUUCAAACUCGAGUUCCGAAACAGGAGAAUCAAGACUGAAGGACAGCGACGAAAUCGAGAGUCGUGAUGCUCGCGAUGUCCUCAAAUCCAGAUCGACCAAUGCUCGCUCUGUGUCACCAAACGAUGGCUCAGAAAACCAUCUAGAAAUAGUUAACAUUAAUGAAAAUAAUCAAGAGACCCUCGAAUCGGAUUUCUUGAUACCGAUCCGGAUAAUAAUGAGGGCGCCUCACGUAGACGAGUACAGCGACCAAACUAUGAAGGCGCACGAGUACCUUGUGCUAAAAACUGGCCAGGCUGACUACCAUGAGCAUCUAGAUGAGCCGAAACCCGACGAUAACGAAGAGGAACAUAGGCCUGUGCGAAAAAAGGCCGAAGCCGUUAGACGGACCUUUGGUAAGGACGAGAGUCCUGGAUUCUACGGCGAAGUGGCCGAUUACUGGCGCAAUUUCGGCAACGAACAGCUUACGCAGUCAAGCGCCGAAGAGGAGGAACAGGAUUUGGAAGAUUAUACCGAUGAUGGAGUAACAUUAUCUCCGACUACACUAUCUCUAAAUGAUGAAAGAAUUAACGUAGAAAAUCAAUACGACAAUCCCGAGGUGGUACCAAUAGGCCAAGUAGGAGUUGAUGACGGAACUGCUUAUGAUCAUAAUUCUGACUUGAAAGAAGAAGUCGAUGUAGUUGACGAAGAAGCUAAAAGCAAAUUGAUAGCACACUACAGCAAGUUAUUACCAUGGCUGUAUUAUGUUUUAGCUAAGUAAAAUAACUUAAUUUAUUGAGUAAUGUAAUAAAAAUGUAGUAUAUUUACUCCUUAAAUAAAUAUUCUUUUUUUAUAAACGUA